CGCGGUGACGCCGAGAGUGUGAAUCCUGGACCUGGCCGGGUCAGCCAGCUGCCUGACUCACGCCGACCACACGCCCUGCUUCGCUCUGCUCCAUCUCAUACCCCGUCGCAACACCCCGCUGCUGCGACAACCGCCCGCUGCGCCCGCUGCGACCUCGGAAGAUGCAUACCUGCCUGCGCGCCUAAUCUCGCCUGCUCGCCCCCGCACUCUCCACGCGCGCACCGCCCAGCAUGGGACCGCCUCUCGCCGCGCCGCUCUCGCCCGCAUCGUCCGUGGCGUCGAGCAUGACGGCGCGGCCCUCGCGCUCCGUCGAGGUGUCGGGUGCGGCAGCGACGAGCACGCCGCGCCCGGCCUACCCGCGCCAGCGCUCGCGCGGCCAGCUGGCGCGCCACCAGUCGACAACGGCGGGGCGCCUCGGCCUCGCUGCCGACCAGGGCCCGUCGCGCCUGCCAGACACCGGCCGGUCACUGCGAGGCUCACUGCCGCGCGACGACGACGUCGCGUCGGCGCAGGCCACGGGCGGCAAGCGCCACCGCGCCCGCCAGGAGACGUUCCUCGGCGGCCUCUACUUCACGGACCUCAUCUUCAUCGCCUUCACCUACGCGCUCAACCUGCUGCGCACGUGCGGCGUGGCGGAGCUGGUGGACGUGCUGCUGAAGGGCAUGGUGUACUCCUUCACGAGUCUGCCGCGCGACUUCUACGCGCGAUGGUCGCGCAGCGCCUCGCGCUCCUCAUACAAGCGCACAGCGCAAGUCAAGCGUGCGCCGGCUGAGACGACAUCAUCCGAUGUGCUUGCGCCCGAGGCCAAGGCCGAGGCCGAGGAGAGCCAGGAGCUGUCGGCAUCGCCGUCGCAGCUCUCGCCCUUCCACCACCUCGUGGUGCUGCUCGUCCGAUUCACGUGCUCCAACUUCCCGCACCUGCUGCCGCGCGUGCUGUUCGCCGAGGAGACGAUUGGCCCAUUCGUCUACUGGCGCACCGGCGGCGGGUCCGGCUCGAUGGUGCAGGCCUUCAGCGACCUCGACGACGAGCCGGCCCGCGAGCGCAAGCCCGAUGCUGUGCCCGGCUUCCGCGCGUUCUGGCUCAGCAAGGAUGCCCGCGUGCCCGUCGCCGAGCAGCGCGCCAACUUGGGUGCUCGCUCGGCUUCGACGCUGCUCUAUCUCCACGGCGGUGGCUUCUCGCUCGGCUCGGUGGCCUUCUACGCCGAGAGCCUGCUGCGCCUGCGCGCCAAGGUUAGCGCGCUCGAGACGGAGCGAGGCGUGCCAAUAGAGAGCGACGCGCGCUUCGUGGCCGUCGAGUACGACCUGGCGCCGACGGCACGCUUCCCGACGCCACUGCUACAGUGCCUUCGCUGCUACGCGCACCUCGUCGAGGUCGAGCAGAUCGAUCCGUCGUGUAUCACACUGGCGGGCGACUCGGCGGGUGGCAACCUCACGAUGGCUAUGCUGCUGGCUCUCUCCGGCCAGGCGGGUGACGACGGCCUGCUCGCCGAGCGUGACUGGAGCGCGCUGCCGAUGCCGGGCAAGGCCGUGCUGAUCAGCCCAUGGGUCGACCUGCGGCCAUCUCACGCCGCGGCGUUCGGCCCGCUGCGGCAGCCUGCCAAGCCGCGCGCUGAAGCCAGCACCGAGAAGAACGAAGCUGCGAGCUCGUCUUCGCCACUCGACGACUACGAGUGGGACUACGUCGCCGCCGAGGCGCUGCUGCACUUUGCGCAGGUCUACUCGGGCGUCUUGCCCCGCCCACGGCGAGUCGCAGGUCCACUGGGCUGGCUUGCCGACUUCUGCGGCGGCGCAGGCCAGGAAGCCGAAGGCAACUCCGAGAAGAAGGGCUCGACGGCGCGCUCUGGCACCUUUGCCACGCCAGUCACGCUCGAGGCGCUCGCGCGCCCGGGCCGGCGGCUCGCUCGUGCCACCCACAGAGUGCUCGCCGAGCCGCUCUUCUCGCAGCCGCCUAGCACAUCGUCAAGCAACAACGAUGGCCCGCUCGUUGCACAGGACCAGAACUCGUCGUUUGGCGGCCUCGAGCCGCUCUUUCCGCACAGCGAGCGGCAGACCGACCUCGUCAGCAGCACGUCUGACUUGUACGUGCCAAUCGACGGCAGCGCGAGCGGCGACGAAGACGUGGCCGAGGCGAAGCAGCUGCUUGAGACGCACCCGCUGCUCAGCCCGUCGACGGGCAACUGGGGCGCGGUGCGUCUGGAGCGCGGCAUGCUCGUGACGUGGGGCGAGCGCGAACGCCUCGCCGUCGACAUUGAGCGGUUCGUCGAGCGCGUGCACAAGCUGGCGAGCUCGAACAACCGCCACGCUGCGCCGCGGCACGACGACGGCCCGGCGCAGGAUGGUGACACGGCGCAUGCGUCAAGCAUGCCUGAGCCUGAUGCGCGCGCUGCUUGGCUGCAGACGUACGUCGAGUCCGGCCCUGGUGGCGUCCACGCCUGGCCCUUCGUGAACAUGUACCUCGCUGCUGAGGAGGCGCAGCGCGAGCGCGGCCUCGACAUGCUCGCCGAGUUCAUUGCUCGCUCCGGCUCGGAGCUGCGCUCACCGAGUGCGCUGACCGCAGCUGUGCUGAGCUCGCGCGACCCGCCGCACGCUGCGCCCGACUCUGCGCCGCAUUCGCCCGGCUCGAUGCCGUCCGACAUCGAGGUACGCGGCGGCUUUGACGACGUCUCUGACACGACCGACACGACGGACGACAGCGAGAACACGGGCAUCGCCUCGCGACGGACACUCGAGAGCCUGAUCGAGGCUAGUGGCGGAGACCCGGCCUCGCAGUUCGGACUUGGGCUCGGUCUGGACCCGCCGGCCGACUUGGACUCUGGCUCGCCGUCACCUGUGCUCAGCCCGCAUCCUGAUGCCGGCAGCGAGCCCUGGAGCAGCUCAGACGAGAGCAGCGUGCCGGCAACACCUCGGGCUGCCUCGGCUCGCAUGCCAUCAGCCUCGCCAGAUUCAUUUCGCUCCGUGACGCUCCUGCGACCAGGUCAGGUGCGGCAGCCCAUCGUCACGCCAGAGCCGGUCGCGGUCAGCACGCGCGGCCGCAAUCCGCAGCCGGGCGCGCCGCUCUGGUGGAGCGCGCGCGAGGACGAGGUCGUGCCGGCGAACGUCGAGCAGAGCGAGCGUCUAGAUGACAUCGAAGAGGCGUCGAACGAGACCUUCUCGCCCACCGAGUCUCUCUCGCCGCCGCCAGAGCCGGAGGACCAGGCAGUCUACCAGCCCGUGCCGCCCGUGCCCAUCGACCCGAGCUACUACGGCCUGACGCAGUACGCCUACCGCCGGCCCGAGCCCGAGGGCCUGAGCGAUAUCACCGAGGAGGAGAGCGUGCUCUCUGCCAGUCUGGCCUCGCUCAGCGGCGGCGACGGCGAGCUCUCGCUCUCGCUCUCGCGCUCGCGCUCGCCGCCUGGGCCCAGCGUCGAGAUGUCGCCCGAGUCGACUCAGCGGCGUGAUGCCGAAUGGCAGCGCCUGGUGAGCCGCGCGGCGCAGCAGCAGGCCGAGUACGGCGCCGUCGAAGACGACGACUCGCACGAGUUUGACGAGUCGGUCCUCAGCGACGAUGCAGACGAGUCGCUUGCAUGGGCAAACCUCGGCUCGCCGCCGUCGGGCGCGCAGCCAGGCCCGUCGCUGCCCAUCGUGCCCGAGGCAGCAUGGCGCAGCUCGGACGAGCUCGCGGCGCGCCCAUCGUCGCGCUCGCCUGGUCCAGCGGCCGACGACUCGAGCGCGCGCUCGUCGCUCGACAGCCAGGGCGCUCGCAAGAAGCCCAAGGGCGACGUGUGGUGGUGAUGGCCGGCCGCCGACUCGCAUGCUUCUCUCGCUUCCUGCCCCCUUGUCAUCUCUGUGCCCUGCUCUUCCCCCUCUCCACCUUCUACCUCACUGUACACUACUGUAAUCUUGCAUGCACC
Messenger RNA from Tilletiopsis washingtonensis, 3889 nucleotides. RefSeq names its product alpha/beta-hydrolase. NCBI's taxonomy places the organism in Eukaryota, Fungi, Basidiomycota, Exobasidiomycetes, Entylomatales. The transcript is spliced from 4 exons. The record is from RefSeq and is a predicted model, not a curated record. Bases 231 to 3770 code for a protein of 1179 amino acids. Gene Ontology annotation, molecular function: hydrolase activity.